This is a messenger RNA of Aspergillus campestris IBT 28561, 1669 nucleotides long. RefSeq names its product Zn(II)2Cys6 transcription factor domain-containing protein. NCBI's taxonomy places the organism in Eukaryota, Fungi, Ascomycota, Eurotiomycetes, Eurotiales, Aspergillaceae. Gene Ontology annotation, biological process: regulation of DNA-templated transcription. The transcript is spliced from 4 exons. Gene Ontology annotation, molecular function: DNA-binding transcription factor activity, RNA polymerase II-specific; zinc ion binding. The record is from RefSeq and is a predicted model, not a curated record. Bases 129 to 1619 code for a protein of 496 amino acids.
ACCACCACCGCGAUGACCGGCAACGGCAAAAACAAAAAGGUCUUGGGUAUACGAUUACCCGCUGUUGGUGGUGUUGGUUCUGGGUCCGGCUGCUGCGAGUGUCUGUCCGCGAGCUCCGAUUCGAAACCAUGUUCAUCACGUUGAAACGCCCCAGCGCCGAUGGGGAGACGGAAAUGGAGCAGGUUGCGUCGCGCGGUGCGAAUUCAAACCGGGACAAGAGCCGUAUGCGUCUAGGGCGACGGCCAGCGUGUUUAUCAUGUCAGACACGAAAGCUGCGAUGUAGCGGCCGCAUCGGGGACUGCGACAGAUGCAGAGCCAAUUCUAUCGCCUGUGUGUUUCCCUCCAGCCAGGCAAAGCAUGGCAGCCACAGGAACGACUGGUCCGUCUCCAGUACGGCGACUUCACGGACCAGUCGAAUCAGAGGGGCCUCAGCACUCCCCGCGUUGAAUACGGUGCAUGAGCCGCCCAAUCCCCCUAAGUCGUCGAGUCGGCAGGAGGGUGAAGACCCCGACGCAAGCCGGAUUCGAAAUACUGGACCGCAGGGGGAUUUCAUGUUUGACAUGGACUUUGACAAUGACAUGUCCCAUCUUCUGUUGGAUGUCGACGCGCUCAGCCGGGCGAAUCCCCAGAUCAAGGCGACCGAUAUAGUGAGCGCCUUCAACCUACGAAAUCAUGACGCGUACGAUUCCGGUGAUCUGCACCAUGGUGCGGUAUCCACCCCGGUUGAUCUACAUACAUUGUACCAGCAAGCCCAGAAACCUCCCACGCCGCCAUCCGUGUCGAUGCCGGGGCUAAGCGUGUCGGACGGCUUCUCAUUCGAUUCCCUAAUUGCCACCACUGAGCCCGCUGCGGAGCCUGCCAUCCGUGACCUGUUGAUGGACGAGCUCCCCAAUCUCAGUCCCCCUGCGCCGACGGCGGAGCCCAUGAUGGAUUCUGCGACGGAUUCCCCCACAGCUUGGGCCAAGAACGACGAGUGUCCCUGCAUGUCCAACGCCGUGCGCGUGGUCCAGCAACUGGACGACGACGACUUCCGCAUCACAACACUGCCUCUGAACCAGGUGCUGCAGCUCCAGAAAUGGAUCAUCGCCCAGUGCUGCAAGCCCCUGGACUGCGUGCGCUGCAAGUUCCUCCCCACCAUCCACACCGUCCUGGUAAUCAUCUGUGACCGCCUGACCGAAAUGUUCGAGUGCAUCCACAAGCGCCUCCAAAAGGACACCGAGCGCAUCUCCGGGCUCAGUGAUUCCAGCGGCCGGUCUUCGUCGGCCAGCUCCGACUCGCUACCCUCAAUCGAGCGCUCGGGAGAGCUGUAUUGCAUCUCCUCGCGAGGCCCGGCGAGCAAGGCUAACUGCAACCCCGAGCUAUUCUCGACCGACCUCCAGGCCAUGUACACCAGCGAGGAGCAGAUCCACGUCAUCCGCGUGCUUUUGAAACUGCAGAUCCGGAAUUUUAGGGCGCUGCUGAUGCGCGCUGGUAACGCCAGCCAGAUCACGGGCAGCGAGGCCCGCAAGGCCCGGAUCAAGUCGAUGAUCAUCCGGCUAGGCCGUGCCGCCUCGGAUAUCGAUAGUGCCUUACAGGCGAUAUUGCAAUUUUUCGCCGCUAAGAAUCCGGGGAUCGCUUGACAUUAUCCUUCCCGUUUAUGAGACUUAAUGAUGACCAUGUUUCCACGUUG